Messenger RNA from Cyprinodon tularosa, 1206 nucleotides. RefSeq names its product GATA binding protein 1b (gene gata1b). Bases 1 to 1134 code for a protein of 377 amino acids. The transcript has 7 exons. The record is from RefSeq and is a predicted model, not a curated record. Gene Ontology annotation, molecular function: RNA polymerase II cis-regulatory region sequence-specific DNA binding; zinc ion binding; DNA-binding transcription factor activity, RNA polymerase II-specific. Gene Ontology annotation, biological process: negative regulation of transcription by RNA polymerase II; cell fate commitment; positive regulation of transcription by RNA polymerase II. NCBI's taxonomy places the organism in Eukaryota, Metazoa, Chordata, Actinopteri, Cyprinodontiformes, Cyprinodontidae.
AUGGACCCUGAUCCUGGAACAGUUCUAGAGAAUCGGGUCCAGAACAAGGUUCUGAAUCCGAUACUGGUGGUACUGGGAGGACCCCCCUCAUCCACAGCUGGAAGAACAAACACCUGUGCAGGUGGUUCUUGGUCAGAACUGUUCUGGUCCAGUAACCCUUCCCAACUUUUCCCUCAGACCGAUCGGUUCCAGGUUCUGACCCAGUUUCAUUCUUUUAAACCAGAAAACAUCAGUGUGGGGAUUGUGGGCGGAGCCAGAACCUCCCUCCUCCUCCACAGACGGAGGAACCCUCCUUCAUCUCUGAAGAACCUCAUUGUUGGAUCAGAGAUCCUCUGCCAGCAGACAGAGCUCUCACUCCGUCUCCACUUAGAAGAGCAGAUGAUGUCAGAUUUAUUUCCGUCGGCCGUUUGGACCUCAGCUUCUCCUCUCAGCGGCUGUGGAAGAUCCUCUGCGUUUGGUUUGAAGUUUGACCCCGCCCCCUCAGCCCCUCUCAUCCAAUCGCAGCGGCCGUCUGAUGAAGCCAACCCAAAGCCCCUCAGCCUCGCUCACCAGGCGGGCGGCUGUCAUCCGUUCAGCUCCGCCUUAUUUGGGCAUCAUGCUGUGGCUCCGCCCCCUGACCUCCUCUGCCCCCCCACGCCUGGAUGGAACAGCUUCUCUCGGGGUCUGCUUAGCACCUCCUCCUCUUCUUCAGCCGGCUGCUGUCCUCCAGAGCAGCGGGAAUGCGCGAGCUGCGGGACGAGGAGCGCCCUCCUGUGGAGGAGGGUGGCAGCGGCGGAACACCUGUGUUACACCUGCAGCCUGAGAGCGGACGACGGGAGGAAGGACCGGAACACGCCGCUGCUGAGGCCGAGGAGGCGAGCGAUGGCGGCAGCCAGGAGAGGAACUCGCUGCUCCAACUGUGACACAGAAACCACGUCUCUGUGGAGAAGGAACGCUGAAGGAGAACCCGUCUGCAACGCCUGCGGACUUUACUACAAACUGCACCAGGUCCAGCGGCCGCUGAUCCUGAAGAAAGAAGAGAUCCAAACCAGGAAGAGGAAAGCGGCCAAUAGGACGACGGCGAGGAGGAGAGCCGACCAAUCAGGGCGCCGGCUGCCCGGCCUGGACCCUUCUACCCCGCCUUCUCCGGUCUGAAGGUAUCAGGGAACCAGCUGCAGCUCUCUGACCUGCUUUGUCUUCUGGAAGUAAAAUGAUCUGAAACCCAAA